This is a messenger RNA of Patiria miniata (bat star), 3075 nucleotides long. It is a transcript of the gene kctd3, whose product is annotated as BTB/POZ domain-containing protein KCTD3-like. Gene Ontology annotation, biological process: protein homooligomerization. The transcript has 17 exons. NCBI's taxonomy places the organism in Eukaryota, Metazoa, Echinodermata, Asteroidea, Valvatida, Asterinidae. The coding region runs from base 149 to 2197 and encodes 682 amino acids. The record is from RefSeq and is a predicted model, not a curated record. Gene Ontology annotation, molecular function: protein binding.
UACCUACGCGCGUACGUAUUACGAGCUACGAAGGAAAACAUUCGUGCGCACGAAUCGAAUUAGCACAAAAAGUUAAUGAACCAAUUUUUCCCUUCAGAAGAACAUAUAUUGAUAACAGCAAAAGGGAAAGUAUUGUAAUUUCAGAAACAUGUAUGGGCUGUUUGGAGCACCGGGGUUUUCCGGGGAGAUCAUCAAAUUGAACGUUGGAGGAGCGAGGUUUUCGACAUCCAAGCAAACAUUGACAUGCAUUCCUGACUCCUUUUUCUCCAGCUUGAUGAGCGGUCGCAUUCCUUCAGUAAGAGAUGAAGAAGGAGCAAUUUUCAUUGAUCGAGAUCCGACCGUGUUUGCACCCAUUCUGAACUACCUUCGCACCAAGGAGCUCAACCUCAAAGGGGUGGAUAUACAGACGCUGCGGCAUGAAGCAGAGUUCUACGGCAUAUCACCACUCGUCAAGAAUCUGUCACUGUGCGAGGAUUUGGAGAGAUCGUCCUGCGGCAAUGUUCUCUUCCAUGGCAUACUUCCUCCACCCUCUUUACCGCCGAGGUUAGAGAGGAGUGACCACCGCCAUAGCUUGUCCGUGGAUGCCGAGAUGAGACCGAGACCAACGCUAGCCAGAGGGACCUCACUCAGGGAAGCCAGCCAGAGACCAGUGUCUGCCAUCGAGCCCAGGCUAGCCAGGGCCGAUCUCGACAUGCCUCUUGAAGCCGGCACAGAUCCACACAGAGUUCUGAUCGUCUCUGGCCAUCACAACUGGAUCGUCCUGGCCUACGCUCACUUCGUCUGCUGCUAUCGCAUCAAGGAGUCCACGGGCUGGCAGUUGGUCUUCACCUCUCCGUACCUGGAGAGGACCAUCGAGCGAGUGGCUCUUAACUCUCGGGUCCCUCUCAGCCAAUCAGAGGGCAAGGAGAAGAUGGUGGCGGUGUCCUACGGCAGCCAGAUUCGGCUCUGGAGCUGUCAGGAUGAGAGCAGUCGCAGUCAAGUUGGUACCUUUGAUCUUGCUGUACAUGUGGACUCGUUAUUCUUCAUUGGUAGUCAACUGGUGGCUACCAGCCAUACGGGCAAAGUUGGGGUCUGGCACGCUGUGACACAACAUUGGCAGACCCAAGAGAUGUGCGGUAUUGCCAGCCAUGACACAGCAGGCUCAUUCCUACUCCUGGGAUGUACGAAUGGCUCCAUCUAUUACAUCGAUAUGCAGAAGUUUCCUCUGAGAAUGAAGGACAACGACCUUCUGGUGACUGAACUUUACCACGACCCCAGCAACGAUGCCGUCACCGCUCUCAGCGUUUACCCCACCCCAAAGACAAGCCUGACAGGCAACUGGAUUGAGAUCGCCUAUGGUACUAUCGCCGGCAAGGUUCGUGUGAUUGUCCAGCAUCCAGAGACUGUCGGCCAGGGUCCACAACUCUUCCAGACGUUCACCGUCCACUGCAAUCCUAUCUCCAAAGUCAUGCUGUCUGAGAAGCACCUCAUCUCAGUAUGCCAAGAGUCCAACCAUGUCCGGACGUGGAACGUGACCCGAUUCCGUGGCAUGAUCUCCACCCAGCCUGGCUCCACUCCCCUCAAUUCAUUCAAGAUUCUCUCCCUGGAGGAAGCCGACCUUCACCUGACCUAUGCCGCCGGAAACAACUUCGGGCCAUACGGUGAUCGAGAUGACCAGCAAGUCUUUGUCCAGAAGGUGGUACCAGAGACCGAUCAGCUGUAUGUCCGCUUAGCGUCCACUGGACAAAGAGUUUGUUUGAUCCGUUCCGUGGACGGUAGCAACAUUACGUCCUUCUGUGUCCACGAAUGCGAGGGCUCAAGUCGUAUGGGGUCGCCCCCACGCAGGUAUCUGUUUACCGGCCACUCCAACGGGUCCAUACAGAUGUGGGAUCUGAGUACAGGACUGGACAACCUAGUCAAGGUCAACAAAGGGGAGAACGUCGAUCCCAACCUGCCUGGAGGACCAUCAGAGGAAGAGCUAAUCCGCCUUCUAGGCCACUCUUACGUCUCGGCCUCCCGAUCCACGACACCCUCCAUGAGCCCAGCCACCUCAGCCCAGAUGAUACCCAUGAGAGUCAACCAACUGCGCUCGGGCUCCUCCAGCACACUGGCCAAUCAGAGUACAGAAGAGCUUCCACUUGGCGCAGAGGGGGGAGGGCAACAGGGAGGGGAAAGUACCGACGGAAGUUUCUACAACCUGAAGGUCACUCAUUGCUGAGGAACUAUAAAUGGCAGUGUGCAGCCUCCUGAGGAAGGCAAGGGAAGGACAUUUUGCUUUACACACUCAACAAAUGUGGCCAACUUUCAACUGAGUGUGGACAUACACAGCUUCUUGACAGGAAUGCACCCGAGUUUGGGCACAUGACAAAAAUGUCCAUCAUAUGCCGUUAAAUAGGCCCGGCGAAUUUGCCAACCUCAAAUGGAACGAUGUCAUUGAAAAACUGUCGUCAAAAUUAGUGGCGCCCAGUAUACAUGUGUCACUAUUUUUAUAGCGGCCUUUAAAAUCCUUGAAAAAUUAAAAUUUUGAUUGGAUGGAAAAUGUUUCCAUAAAAAAAAACAUGGGAGUGCUGAUAGCUUUGUGUGAAUUCUCCGCAAGUGUACUGGAGGACAAAUUACAUAUUUUCUUAAUUUUAAAAACUAUUUAAACUGUGAUUAAUCUGGCUGGUAUAGGUUGCUCAUUGGUGAAAACAAUAUCAAGUUUUACUCAUUUCUUCUAUUUUUAACAGACAUUUCGUGUGUUCCUGGCUUCUUUUGUGUUUGUUUUUUUAAGCAAACCCAAGAUAUUUAAAAUGAAAAUACAAAAUAACUUCUUGCCGGUUCUACAGUAUGUACUGUCAAUCAAAUUUAUUUACAUGGUAUAUGUCUAGAAUUAAUCCAAAUGUCAACAUUUAUGGCAAUUACAUAGCAACAGUCUCUUAUCAUCAAUGUUCAAUCUAGAAAAUGCACAACUUAUUUUUCUUGAUGCAGUGCAACCGGCCGUAAUGUAAGCUUUGUAAAUAAAAGAAACAAUUAUUUUAUAGUAUGUGAAAAAAAAAAAAAGGAUCAGUCAUAUAGUUUUUUGUAAUGUGUUAUUAAUUCAAACAAAUUGAUAUAUUU